AUGGGAUGCACACUAAGUCGGGCAGCUGAAUGGACAUCAGCAAGAGGAGGAUCGUCAGGAAAACUCUCAAGCUCGUCCAUUAAUAACGCUAUACUGGAGGAAGCUGUCUACUUUCUAAAAAACUAUCAAACCACCAACCCUGGUGCACAGAAUCUUGUUUUCAAAAAUGCCCUGAAGUGGAAAACUAGCUUAUUACCACAGGAUAUGAAGGGAUUCACAAUAACGGAAAUCCGCCAGUCUCCAGAGGCCGUUGAACAUGAAAUAGAAGUUCUUGGAAAGGCUUUAUUCACCGGGAAACCUGAUAGCAUUUUGGAUUACAUUCGUCCGACAGGAGUAUUCACCAUGAUCCAUGAAAACGGUUGCCGGGCUCCACCAUGGCGCCAAAUGCACGGUGAUAUCGCCUAUUUCGAGGUGGGCAUACGCAACCCAAGGUCCGAGUUGUCCGUCACGGCAGCCACUUACGGAUGGUUCCCGAAUGGAGGCUAUAAUCAAAAGACCGGACAAAUGAAUUUCGAUAGAGUUGGUGAAGUGUAUCCCAGACUGGUGAACUUACUACAGGCAAACAGUUCAUCCUUCUCCGAAUUUAUGAGAAAUGUAAACCUGAACAACUUUGCUGAACAUUCUCCGAAAUCGAGCUCACCUGAACCGAUGGUGCAAAAAAAUUCAGGGAGUCAGAAGGAUGAUUCCAAAUUAUCACAAUCACAAACAAAGGCAGGUACUGUUGAAAAGGCAAAAAAACGCCCAAUGAAUGAGUUGCCAGUGGUUACGCAGCCCAGUCAGAGGUGGCAAACCGUUGGACUUCGAUCGACUCAUGUCCCGAAGAAAGCUGUUACAGAAGCAUGCGGUGAUCAAACAGCUGUGAGAUCUGUCCAGUCUUCCGUGCGGCGUAAAGGUAGAAAUCGGUCAUCGGCCAAGGAGAACAUGAACAUAGUAAAUCGUGAUUCACCGGCUCACUCGGACAAUGAAUGGCCCAUAGUAGACUCCAAUAACAGCACUGAGAUCCAGAAUAAACGCAAAUCAGUCGGUAUACGGAGGACAAUGGACUCAAAUGUGGCUAACUCGGAUCAGCUUGCAGAAGAAACGGAGAAGAAAGAUAAUGAGGAAAUUCCGGAAGCUUCAGAAAGUAAAGAAGUACCAUUCGAAAAAUUUGAUGGACUAAAGGCUACAUCUACGGAUGUGAUUGAGUCUAUAAUCGAGCCCUCAGUUAUUCAGCAUCGCAGUGCGCAGCCGAAGCCGCACGUAUCUUCUGGACACGAAGACAGCAUUAACGAUGUCAGUUCAGAAAGUGAGACAGAAGAAGAGGACGACGUUCCUGAGCAUCCUGGAGAGUCACACGUUGAUUUGCCAUCCGAAUACUGGCAAAUCGGAAAAAUCGUCAAAUAUCUAAAGGGUGGAAACCAAACCUCGACGAUUAUCUCACUGUGUGCGCUGUAUGAUAUGCCUUUGAAUACCGAAGUCUGCCAACUGGCUGUUCGAGACGUUGGAGGGCUCGAUGUUCUGAUAAACCUGUUAGAAACCGAAGAAGUUCGAUGCAAGCUCGGAUCGCUGAAGAUUCUGAGGGAAAUCACGAAGAAUUCCAAAAUUCGACGUGCUAUCGCAGACGUGGGAGGGCUCCAGCCGCUGGUCAAUUUAUUGCGCAGUCCUAACAGAGACCUGAAGUGUCUUAGUGCCGAAGUGAUAGCAAACGUUGCAAACUUUCACAGAGCUAGACGAACUGUCCGCCAGUACGGUGGAAUCAAGCGCCUGGUCGCACUGCUCGACUGUUCAAGCUUAAAUGCGAUUCCCAUGACCACCGAUGUAGAGCGAGAUAUUGAGGUCGCACGCUGUGGAGCUCUAGCUCUGUGGUCUUGCAGCAAAUCUCGGAAGAACAAACUAGCUAUGAAGAAGGCUGGCGUGAUAUCACUUUUGGCUCGCUUGCUAAAAUCCCCUCACGAGAACAUGCUGAUUCCUGUGGUGGGAACUCUGCAAGAGUGCGCAUCGGAGCCUACGUACCGGGUCGCUAUCCGAACAGAAGGAAUGAUCGAAGAUUUGGUGAAGAACCUGAAAAGACCAAACCCCGAGCUUCAGAUGCAUUGUGCAUCUACCAUAUUUAAAUGUGCUGAGGAGCCAGAAACUCGUGAUCUUGUUCGACUCUACGGUGGUUUGGAACCACUCAUUGUCCUCCUGACCAAGCAAGACAAUAAAGAACUCCUGGCAGCCGCAACUGGAGCGAUAUGGAAGUGUGCAAUCUCAAAAGAAAAUGUAGUACAAUUCCAAAAAUUGGGUGUGAUCGAAAAGCUCGUGGGACUAUUGAAUGAACAACCGGAAGAGGUGCUGGUCAACGUCGUUGGUGCGCUUGGGGAAAUGGCCAAAGAUGCCAAUAAUAUUGUUACCAUUAGAAAGACACAUGGAAUCCCACCACUUGUUUCACUCCUGACGAGAACCAACCAAGAUCUGCUUAUAAAUACCACCAGGGCUAUAGAAAAAUGUGCCGGAGAACCAGAAAGUAUGAGUAUAAUAGAGAGUUUGGAUGGCGUUCGUCUACUGUGGUCCCUGCUGAAAAAUCCUAAUCCUGAGGUUCAGUCUGGUGCCGCAUGGGCCAUUUGUCCUUGCAUAGAAAACGCCAAGGAUGCAGGUGAGAUGGUUCGAUCAUUUGUGGGUGGUCUGGAACUGAUUGUCAGCUUACUGCGCUCCAAUAACAUGGAUGUGCUGGCAGCUGUAUGUGCAGCUGUCUCCAAAAUUGCUGUUGAUGAGGAAAAUUUAGCUGUAAUAACUGACCAUGGUGUUGUUGCUUUACUGAGUCGCCUCACGUGCACGAAGGACGACAAACUUCGGUGCCCUCUCACCGAGGCUAUUGCACGAUGCUGCACGUGGGGAACAAAUCGCGUAGAAUUUGGCCGGGCUGGUGCAGUCAGCCCUCUGGUCGGCUACCUUAAUUCUACCGAUCCAAACGUGCACAGGUCUACAGCCAAAGCUCUGUUUCAGUUAAGCCGGGAUCCCAACAACUGUGUGACUAUGCAUGACGCCGGAGUCGUAAAGCCCCUACUUCAGAUGGUUGGGUCCCCCGACAUGGAAUUACAAUCCGCGGCCGCGGGUUGUAUAAGCAACAUUCGUCGCCUUUCUUUGGCAAACGAAAAAGCUCAACUUACACGGUUGCACGCACAAAAACAAGAUAAAAAAGCAAAGGAGCAAAAGCUAGAAGUAAAGAAGAGAACAAAAAUAGUUGAAUUGAAGAAAAGCGCAACACCAACGGACCAACCGGAUGAAGUACAAAAGCCACCGGAUUCUCCUCAGUCCCCACAACACAAACCAUCGAACGAGGUGCCUGAUGGGGAUGAGGGAAGACAAGUUUCAAACGAGAAGGAGGCUGAGAAAGUACAAAACGAAUCCACCGCCAACUAGUCCAUCAACUCGCAUUGAAAAAAAGAGAGGAAUGAUGAAGAUUGACUAAUGCAACACCAGGGACAAUUUAUGUGGCUAACAAAAUUCCUUGUGGUUCUGAGAUUUUUCAUUUAGGAGCCAUAAAAGAACAGAGUAACAAACCCGUUUUACAUAGCUAAUGCGCACAAUGCAAGAUGACCCAUAUUGUGCCUUCACUUAAAGGUGAGAGUUUUCAGUAUAUUUUCCACUUGAAGGA
Messenger RNA from Opisthorchis viverrini, 3616 nucleotides. RefSeq lists its product as hypothetical. The coding region runs from base 1 to 3381 and encodes 1126 amino acids. Gene Ontology annotation, molecular function: protein binding. The record is from RefSeq and is a predicted model, not a curated record. The transcript has 17 exons. NCBI's taxonomy places the organism in Eukaryota, Metazoa, Platyhelminthes, Trematoda, Opisthorchiida, Opisthorchiidae.